UAGCGGAUGUCUGUGCCAUGAAGUGUACCGCCGGAGGCUAACAGAUAAAUAUGUACAACAGUAUCCAAUAUUUUCCAAUCAAAAUCAUGAAUAUUUAAUUAUUUGACCAAUGCAUAUGUAGUGCAUAAGUGUUACAGACUUGUGAAGUUUGUAUGAUUUUGAAGUAAAAAAAGUGUUUAGUGUUUUGAAUUCGAAUACUUGGCCUUGCUGCAGUGAAUUUCUUUUUUUUUUUUCUUCGGCUGAAGCCUUUGAAAAGUCUACAUACGUAUCAUCAUUAAAAUGGAUAUACCAUUGUCGAUGUUGUUGUUGCUCUGUCUGGUAUUUACCAUUAUAGGAGCGGCUCUGAUACUUUUGCUGCAAUAUUACCUUUAUUUGCGAUUUUCCAUACUUCCUGAGGAGAGUGCCGAACAAAAGGAUAUCAACACAAAGUAUUCAUUGCCUGCGACAAUUCAGCAGACAGCACGCGCCAUAAAUCUAUUGCCACCUACCGUAACGCCAGCCGGACACACACAUACGGGUACACUUGGUGCGACAGAUGCAGCGCCUUUAAUGUCAAUUAAUUUUGUGAUGCAAUUCCUGUUUCAUGAAUUGAAAAAUUCCAGUCGCGUGCGCAAGUGGUUCUAUCGUAAGCUAUCGCUGGAACUCGAUGAGCUGUUGGCGAAAACAACGACUGGCAAAUUAUUCGAUAAGCUGACGAUUAAAGAACUGGAACUAGGUGACCAAUUUCCUGAGAUUCGAACUUUACGUGUACAUAAUGUGGAAUUAGACGAUGCCGGUGAUCGUAUUGAAAAUCUCGAUCUUCUGCUUGAGAUUCAUUACACCGGCAAUUUUCGCACUUCCAUCGAUGCUGAUAUGGUGCUGGGCAAAAAGGGAUCACUCACUUUAAUNAGUUUUCUCGGUGAUCCAGAAUUGGAUUUAGCUGUCGAGUCCAAGUAUCAAGGCCGUCAAAUGCAAUCAAAUAUAACCAGCCUAAUCUCCAAUCAGAUACGAAAGGCUGUACGCCGCAAACACACGCUCCCCAAUUAUAAACUACGCUACAAGCCAUUCUUCCACAAAACUCCCGAAGAAGACCCUGGUGAUGGUGACAUACAACCAAACGGCACGUUGGAGGUUAAGGUGUCGGAAAUAUCGCGACUUAUGUGCUCAGAAGCGGGAACUGAUAUUUACUGUACUUUGACUUUGGCCUCGCUGGCAUUUGUGGAGAUACGCCAGAAAGAUAAUCGCAAUGUGGUUGUUUCAAUGGAUGUGGAAAUACAUAAAGCUAAAAAUCAGCAGAUUGGCAUACUUUUUAGACAAAUACCUGAGAUAGGCGUCGAAAUUGAAGCAGUGCUACCCAACACGCCCGCUUGCAAGUCGAAUUUGCGCCCAUGCGACAUGUUGAUCGCCAUCGAAGGCAAGCGUGUACAGACUAUCCAGCAAGUGGCGAAAGUUUUCAAGGGUUUACAGGCCUCAGCCUUCAGGCUGCGCAUCGA
Messenger RNA from Rhagoletis zephyria (snowberry fruit fly), 1472 nucleotides. RefSeq names its product PDZ domain-containing protein 8-like. Gene Ontology annotation, molecular function: protein binding. Gene Ontology annotation, cellular component: mitochondria-associated endoplasmic reticulum membrane contact site. Lineage: Eukaryota; Metazoa; Arthropoda; Insecta; Diptera; Tephritidae. Gene Ontology annotation, biological process: mitochondrial calcium ion homeostasis. The record is from RefSeq and is a predicted model, not a curated record.